Messenger RNA from Ordospora colligata OC4, 465 nucleotides. RefSeq names its product putative subunit of V-type ATP synthase. Lineage: Eukaryota; Fungi; Microsporidia; Ordosporidae. Gene Ontology annotation, biological process: proton transmembrane transport. Gene Ontology annotation, cellular component: proton-transporting two-sector ATPase complex, proton-transporting domain. The record is from RefSeq and is a predicted model, not a curated record. Gene Ontology annotation, molecular function: proton transmembrane transporter activity. Bases 1 to 465 code for a protein of 154 amino acids. The transcript has a single exon.
AUGGUGGCCGAUGACAGCAAUACCACGCCAUAUGCAAUCGUUUCAGUGGGCCUGGCAAGCCAGAUGGCUCUGGCCGUGUACGGGGCAUGCGAAGGUAUGGCCUCGUCUGGUGCUGCAUCAAUCCUACACAGCCAGAAUAGAUCAAUCCUUGGGCCUACGUACUUUAUCAUGAUAAUGAUCUCAACGAUUUUCUUCAGUAGCUUUCUUGUUGCGCUAAUUGUUGCAACAAACAUAGACGCUACGCUGGAUGUAUCAAAGAGCGUGUCAUAUUUCUCAGCGUGCAUGAUGGUUGGAAUAACAUCUGCUGUUUCUGGAAAAGUUUGUGCUUGCCUUGGAAAGCGAGGAUUCAGGAUCCUGUCGGAAAAGCCAUCAUUCUUGCCAAUCCUGAUCAUACUCUUUGGAAUGAUAGAGUUUGUACUAAUCAUCGUGUUUUCAUGUGCCUUGUUAAUGGUGUACCAACCAUAG